Messenger RNA from Theobroma cacao (cacao), 1919 nucleotides. RefSeq names its product transcription factor MYB3R-2-like. Lineage: Eukaryota; Viridiplantae; Streptophyta; Magnoliopsida; Malvales; Malvaceae. Gene Ontology annotation, biological process: regulation of DNA-templated transcription. Gene Ontology annotation, cellular component: nucleus. Gene Ontology annotation, molecular function: RNA polymerase II cis-regulatory region sequence-specific DNA binding; DNA-binding transcription factor activity, RNA polymerase II-specific. The record is from RefSeq and is a predicted model, not a curated record.
UUCACUUUCAUUUCCAUCAAUCUCCCCGAAAAGGAGAGGACAGAGGAAACGGAAAGACAGAGCAAAAUUUCUUCAGUGAUCUUUAUAUUUUCCGUUCCAUAAUCCCCAAAACGUUCUUCUUUAGGCUCGAACAAUCGUAGCUUUUUUCCUUUUUUGGGUUCUUUUGGCGGUUGAAAUUAUCAGAGGCAAAGUUUCAGCUGAGUAAUUGAGAAGAUCAUGGUGGAAGUGAAGAAGGAAAAAGAUGAGUACUAUGAAGAUUUAGCAGAAGAAGAUAUAUCUGCUUCACGUUCUUCAUUUCCUGACAGCAGUUGUGAUACUGCAAUGAGAUCAGCUUCUCUUCAAGGUAGAAUGGUCACUGGUCCAACCAGAUAUUCGAGGAAAGGAGGGUGGUCCGAAGAAGAGGAUAAUCUUUUGACUGAAGCUGUGAAAAAAUGCAAAGCAAGGAAUUGGAAGAAAAUAGCUGAAUUUCUCCCUGGAAGAACAGAUAUCCAGUGCUUGCAUCGCUGGCAGAAGGUCCUGAAUCCUGGAAUUUUUAAAGGACCUUGGACAAAGGAGGAGGAUGAUUGUAUUACUAAGUUAGUUGAAAAGUAUGGUUGUAGGAAAUGGUCUGUCAUUGCAAAGUUCUUAAGAGGCCGCAUAGGCAAGCAAUGCCGAGAAAGGUGGUACAAUCAUUUGGACCCAACCAUAAGAAAAGAUUCAUGGACAGAAGAAGAGGAGGCCAUUCUUGCUUAUUAUCACCAAAUAUAUGGGAACAAGUGGACCACAUUAGCAAAGCUUCUACCUGGAAGGACUGAUAAUGCAAUAAAAAAUCACUGGAACUGUACCUUAAAGAAGAAGUUGGGUUUCUACUCUCCUCAUCGUUAUGCAGUGGACAUCUGCAAUGAUGGAUCUUCUGAUUUUAGCGAUCAGGAAACUACACCAAAAUGCUUAAAGGUCAAAGAAGAGAGACAAGGUCUUGAUGAAACAGUCUCUGUCUAUCCGAAUAUUGAUGUAGAUUAUAGUGUUGACAGAUGUUAUUUAGAUUUGGUUCUUGGAAUUGCUAAUCAAACAGAAACCAAACCAGAAGCAGACUCUGGGAAGUUCGAAAAGUGUUGGUCUGCUGGAGUGCCAAAUGAGCAGAUAACUCCACUUAAGAGAGUGCACUUUGAUGACAAAGUUAAUAGUACUACAGAAGAUUCACUAAUCAGAUCUGUAAGAGGCAAUGCUAAACACGCUAAGAUACAUGAACCUCAAUCAGCCUCAUGCAGAGUAGCUUCUGAGGAUACUCAGGCUCUUCUUCCUUCAACAUCAGUUGGUUCUCCAUUAAGUUCCCUAACUUUUAAGUUUGGUGAAGAUAAUGGACAGGUCGACAAGGAAAGCACCAAUCAGAGAAUGCAUACAGCAUAUGCAAGUGGCUGCUUGUUGCAUAAUGAGCCAUCUCAGCCGAAGGAUUCAACUAGUGCCAUAAUUCCCAUUGUGGACAAUCAAGAUAUGCACAUAAAAAGUUCAUUUUGCUAUUCUGCUCCACCUAAACUCGUGGGAAGUCGCUCUCUCAACAGUGGUAGUCCAGAAUCUAUAUUGAGGAUAUCUGCAAUGACUUUCAAAAACCCUUCUAUCAUAAGGAAGAGAAGUUACAAAAAGGCUUGGAAUGAUAACUUCUCUGAUGCCGCCUGCUCACCUGCAAGGACUUUCACAUGUUUUCAUUGGGAAGAAGUAAAUGGUACUUACUGAUGAAUGCAUAGCAGGUUUUUCUUGAUCUGAAUUUUCCACCGUUGUAUAGUGACCUAUGAAAAGGGGACAUGGUUUACAUGUGUUUAGCUUACGGUGAGCCAUAACUGAUAUACAUUUGUAUUUUCCCAUCCUUUUUACUAUCAGCGGAGUGUUUUGAAAUUCUAUACGAAUUGUUAUAUCCCAAUUUGAAUAAGAAGGUUUGAAGCUUU